CAGAUAUGAAUGACUGUAAUAAAUGCCCAGACAAAGACUAUCCAAGCAGAAACCGUGACGCAUGUCUACCCAAGGAUAUAAGCUUCUUGUCUUAUGAAGAACCUUUGGGCAUCAGUUUAGCCUGUUUCUCUCUUUCCCUUUCCUUGAUCACAACUUUGGUACUAGGUACGUUUAUAAAACACCACGACACACCCAUGGUCAUUGCAAACAACCGAAACCUCACUUACACUCUCCUCAUCUCUCUUCUGCUCUGCUUCCUUUGUGCAUUGCUCUUCAUUGGCCGACCUGAGAAGGUCACAUGUCUCCUCCGGCAACCAGCUUUUGGUAUCAUCUUCUCAACUGCUGUUUCUUGUGUCCUGGCAAAAACCUUCACGGUGGUUUUGGCCUUCAUGGCUACAAAACCAGAAUCCAGGAUGAGGAAAUGGGUGGGCAAAGGACUAGGCCACUCCAUUCUCCUUUCCUGUUCCAUUGUUCAAGCAGGGAUAUGUACUGUGUGGCUGGCAACCUCUCCCCCAUACCCAGAUGUGGACAUGAACUCAAUCACAGAAGAAAUCAUACUAGAAUGUAAUGAGGGGUCUGUGGCCAUGUUUUACUGUGUCCUUAUCUACAUGAGCUGCCUGGCCACUGUAAGCUUUGCUGUGGCUUUCCUUGCCAGGAAGUUACCGGACAGUUUCAACGAAGCCAAGUUUAUCACUUUCAGCAUGUUGGUCUUCUGCAGUGUUUGGCUGUCCUUUAUUCCCUCCUACCUGAGCACCAAGGGAAAAUACAUGGUAGCUGUGGAGAUCUUCUCCAUCUUAGCCUCUGGUGGUGGGUUGCUGGGUUGCAUCUUUUCCCCCAAAUGCUAUAUAAUUAUUCUGAGGCCUGAGCUGAACAAUAGAGAACAGCUAAUAAAGAAGAAAAUUUAA
Messenger RNA from Podarcis raffonei (Aeolian wall lizard), 905 nucleotides. Its product is annotated as vomeronasal type-2 receptor 26-like. Gene Ontology annotation, biological process: G protein-coupled receptor signaling pathway. NCBI's taxonomy places the organism in Eukaryota, Metazoa, Chordata, Lepidosauria, Squamata, Lacertidae. Bases 6 to 905 code for a protein of 299 amino acids. Gene Ontology annotation, cellular component: membrane. The transcript has a single exon. Gene Ontology annotation, molecular function: G protein-coupled receptor activity. The record is from RefSeq and is a predicted model, not a curated record.